Onychostoma macrolepis is the source of this 4544-nucleotide messenger RNA. RefSeq names its product NACHT, LRR and PYD domains-containing protein 3-like. Gene Ontology annotation, molecular function: protein binding. Lineage: Eukaryota; Metazoa; Chordata; Actinopteri; Cypriniformes; Cyprinidae. The record is from RefSeq and is a predicted model, not a curated record.
GUGAAAGUAAAUGUUCAGAGUUGAUGUUUCUCCAUUUAAACAACCAGAAUCGACUCUAUACAGAAUAUCAGUGUUUCAUAGGAACUUUUAUAAAAGCUAAGCCAUGAUUUACGUGUAGCUGCUUCAUAGAAAGGCGGUGGAUUUUGUGAAUCUGUGUAAAUAAGAGUCAGUGCUGGAGAUCAGAUUCUGUUUCAUCAUGGAUCACACACAAACAUCCUCAGAUGAAGAGUUUUCUCCAGGAUACAGUUCAUUUCAGCAGAAGAGAUCAGAAGCAGAGUCCAGCUGUGUGUCUCUGAGGAGUAACAGGUCUAUGAGUUAUCCAAUACAUUUUAAGACUCGAGAUACAAAGACUGAUCUCAGUUCAGUUCAUCAGAAGAGAUCAGAAGCAGAGUCCAGCUGUGUGUCUCUGAGGAGUAACAGGUCUAUGAGUCAUCCAAUACAUUUUAAGACUCGAGAUACAAAGACUGAUCUCAGUUCAGUUCAUCAGAAGAGAUCAGAAGCAGAGUCCAGCUGUGUGUCUCUGAGGAGUAACAGGUCUAUGAGUCAUCCAAUACAUUUUAAGACUCGAGAUACAAAGACUGAUCUCAGUUCAGUUCAUCAGAAGAGAUCAGAAGCAGAGUCCAGCUGUGUGUCUCUGAGGAGUAACAGUGAAGCGUCUGUGAAUCAGCCAUUAGAUUAUAAGAGUGAAGAUACAAAGACUGAUCUCAGCCAUGAAGUCCUCGACAGGUUUAGAUCAAAUCUGCUGAAGAAGUUUGAGCGUCUGUAUGAGGGAACAGCGACGCAGGGAAACCCAACACUCCUGAAUGAGAUCUACACAGAGCUCUACAUCACAGAGAGUGAGAGCGGAGAGAUCAGUAAUGAGCAUGAGGUGAGACAGAUUGAGACACAAUCCAGGAGAGCAGCAACAGAGGACACAGCCAUCAAAUGCAAUGACAUCUUUAGACCUUUACCUGGACAAGACAAAGCCAUCAGAACUGUGCUGACAAAGGGAGUCGCUGGCAUUGGAAAAACAGUCUCUGUGCAGAAGUUGAUCCUGGACUGGGCUGAAGGGAAAGAGAAUCAGGACGUCCAGCUCAUAUUUCCACUGCCUUUCAGAGAAAUCAACUUGAUGAAGGACAAAACACUCAGUCUUUCAGAUCUUCUUCACGUGUUUUUUCCUGAAACUAAAGAAAUGGAAAUAUCCAGUGAUGAAUAUAAAGUGUUGUUCAUCUUUGAUGGUCUGGAUGAGUGUCGUCUGUCUCUGGACUUUAAGAGCAAAGUGAAGCUGUGUAAUAUAUCUGAAUCAGCCUCAGUGGACGUGCUGCUGAUGAACCUGAUUGUGGGGAAUCUGCUUCCCUCUGCUCUCAUCUGGAUCACCUCCAGACCAGCAGCAGCUGAUCUCGUCCCCUCUGAGUGUGUCCAUCGAGUGACAGAGGUACGAGGCUUCAAUGAGCCACAGAAGCAGGAAUACUUCAGGAAGAGAAUCAGUGAUCAGAGUCUGGCCGAUACAAUCAUCUCACACCUGAAGUCAUCAAGGAGCCUCUACAUCAUGUGCCACAUCCCAGUGUUCUGCUGGAUCUCAGCCGCUGUUCUGGAGAAGAUGUUGAGUCGAGCAGAGAGUGGAGAGAUUCCCAAGACUCUCACUCAAAUGUACACACGCUUCCUGAUCCUUCAGACCAACAUCAAACAUGAGAAGGACUAUGAGAAGAAGGUGACAGAUGAAGACAUGAUCCUCAAACUGGGGAAAGUGGCUUUUCAGCAGCUUGUGAAAGGCAACCUGAUCUUCUAUGAGGAAGACCUGAGAGAGUGUGGCAUUGAUGUGACAGAAGCAUCAGUGUACUCAGGAUUGUGCACUCAGAUCUUCAGAGAGGAGUUGGGCUUGUAUCAGGGGAAAGUCUUCUGCUUUGUUCAUCUGAGCAUUCAGGAACAUCUAGCAGCUCUAUAUGUGUAUCUCUCCUGUACAAACAACAACAGAAAUGUGUUUGAGCCAAUCACCAAACAGAGUUUACAGUCUAAAGUGAAGGACAGGUUUCAACUCAAUUCAUCAGAACAUGUUUCAUUAUCUGAGCUGCAUCAGAGAGCUGUGGAUGAGGCUCUACAGAGUAAAAAUGGACAUCUGGAUCUUUUCCUGCGGUUCCUUCUGGGUUUGUCAGUAAAGUCUCAUCAGAUUCUCCUACAACAAAUAAUAACGCUGAAAAGAAGCAGAUCUGACAGCAAUAAGAAAACAGCUGAGUACAUCAAGAAGAAGAUCAGGACCAUUGGCUCUCCAGAGAAAUCCAUCAAUCUGUUCCACUGUCUGAAUGAACUGGGUGAUCGUUCACUAGUGGAGGAAAUACAACAGUAUCUGAAAUCUGGAAGAAUAAAGGAAGCCAAACUCUCUUCAUCUCAGUGGUCAGCUGUAGUUUUUGUGUUGUUGACAUCAGAAGAGGAACUGAAUGUGUUUCGUCUUGAUACAUUUGUUGAAGGAAAGAAUGAGGCUGAAAAUAUGGAAGUUCUUCAGAAGCUGCUGCCUGUGAUUAAAGAAUCCAGAUCAGUUCUGUUGAGUGAUUGUGGCGUCACAGAUGAAGGUUGUGCUGCUCUGGCUUCAGCUCUGAGAUCAAACCCACACCUGAGACACCUGGAUCUGUCUCGGAAUAAACUCGGAGAAUCAGUGAAUCUGCUCUCUGAUGUACUACAGGAUCCUGACUGUAAACUGGAGAAACUGUGGUUGUAUAAUUGUGGCGUCACAGAUGAAGGUUGUGCUGCUCUGGCUUCAGCUCUGAGAUCAAACCCCUCACACCUGAGACACCUGAGUCUGUCUUGGAAUAAACUCGGAGAAUCAGUGAAUCUGCUCUCUGAUGUACUACAGGAUCCUGACUGUAAACUGGAGAAACUGUGUUUGAGUGAUUGUGGCGUCACAGAUGAAGGUUGUGCUGCUCUGGCUUCAGCUCUGAGAUCAAACCCCUCACACCUGAGACACCUGGAUCUGUCUGGGAAUAAACUCGGAGAAUCAGUGAAUCUUCUCUCUGAUGUACUACAGGAUCCUGACUGUAAACUGGAGAAACUGUGGUUGUAUAAUUGUGGCGUCACAGAUGAAGGUUGUGCUGCUCUGGCUUCAGCUCUGAGAUCAAACCCCUCACACCUGAGACACCUGGAUCUGUCUCGGAAUAAACUCGGAGAAUCAGUGAAUCUGCUCUCUGAUGUACUACAGGAUCCUGACUGUAAACUGGAGAUACUGUGGUUGAGAUAUUGUGGCGUCACAGAUGAAGGUUGUGCUGCUCUGGCUUCAGCUCUGAGAUCAAACCCCCCACACCUGAGACACCUGGAUCUGUCUAAGAAUAAACUCGGAGAAUCAGGAGUGAAGUUACUCUCUGAUCUGAAACAUGAUCCACAUUAUAAACUGGAGACAUUAUACUAUUGACUCUCAGUAUUUAGACGUCAGUCCAGUUUCCUCAGGAUCAGCUGAUGGUGAAUAAGGAGCCGCUACAGAGACGUCAGUCACACAAUCAACAGAGACUGAAGACACAGAGACACGGCAUCACAGAAAGUUAAAACACAGGGCUUAUAUACGCAGAGUUAGCAAUGGCAGGCGUGACAAUUCACUACAAUAUUUAAUUUUUUAUUUUUUUAAUUUAAACUGGAACCAAUUGCAAUUUUUCUUUUUUGGCUCAUUUGCAUUGAUGUUAUGCCUCGAGACACUAACAUGUGUGUAAUGGAUCAAGCAGCGUCAGAAUCUGGAGCAGGAUCUAAUUGAUGAUAGCUGUGUUGUAACUGAUGCUUGUGAUUUUAAACAUGUCCAAAAGAAGUAGUUUGAUCUGUAAGGGUGGAUAAUCAAGGAAAAAUGUAAAGAAAGGUAUGUUCUUUGACAUCGACUCAGAUGAGUCGACUAAGGCUGAAUGUGACGAUUAAACUGCUGUGUGUGCACUUGAAUGGGUUAAAUGCAGAGCAUAAAUUCUGGCCACACGUCACUUUCACUUUUUUUUCCCACUUUCAUUAUGAUGUAUUAUAUUAAGCUUCAUGUAAAGCAUUACAUUUUCAAUAAAACAGGUAUCAGAAGACAUCCGAUUGAGUUUAAUUAGUGAUUUUGCUAAUUCUCUAUAUAUCUUCAGUGAGUCGAGCAGUAAUCAGCACUGGUGAUCUACAGAGCAAAACAUCUGUCCAGCAAUAAGUGGAUGACGUUUCCUGAAAAAAGUGUUUGGUUCCUCUGAAGGAUUUCAGGAGCAGCGAGCUCAAAAUGAGACGCACGCUGGAGUUUCUCUUGAAAUUAAAGUCUGCACAGUAUUUACUAGAAUAUUUUCCAUGACAUCGAUGAACAUCUGCUUUGCUCUUCAUUUUAAAAGAAUUUCCAUCCAAACUCAGUGUGUAAUUCAAUCAAACACAAUAUCACUUCAAUACUGCUGAACUCUUGAUGAAACCGUUUAUCAGAGCAAACAUUCUGAGUCUUUUUGAAGGAGACGCUCUAGCAGCACAAACCUGUGUUUCAGUCGCCUCAUUUACAAAAUCAAUUUAAAAUAAUCUGAACAUAAUUACAUAAUGAUAACAUCAGCCAGUACGGGCCAAGAGUUUGCAAUGAUGAGCUUUUUUUG